AUGGCGAAACGUGAUGACGCCACGGACGCCUAUGCUGCCACUUCUCCUGAUGCUCCCAUUCCGCCGUCCUCCACCAACGCACCCAGUUCCUCCUUUGGUGCCUACAUGUUUGAAAUCAACAAAGAGGACAAAUCCUCCACCAUGAGUGAGGGAGCCAAUGGGACGGCUGGACUGGAGUCCUGGAUGUGGGCAGAGGCAGAGAAGUGGCUGCUGGUGUCUGUGUUGGGACUGGAGAUGGCAAUGGGAGUAGUGGGAAACUGUCUGGUUCUCCUGGUCAAACUCAUGGGAAGGGGUCAGUUCUCCUGUCGAUACUGGCUUCCCUUCAUGAGUCUCACCUUGUCUGACUUAGGCUGCUCCCUCCUCAUCAUCUCUGGCUCCCUGUUGGCCAUGCUGACAGGAGGUCAAAGGUCACCAUGGUGUGAGGUCGUCAGCCUGCUGAAGUUUGCCUUCAUCACCUCCUCCAUAGGAAGCAUAGCCAUCCUCUGUGUGCAGCGGCUGAUGGGUGUGGCCUCCACAGGAAGUUUUUCCUUUGUUGUCAUGGUGAUGGCAUGCCUGUCUUCCUGGGUAACAGGAGUGCUGUUCGGGAGCAUUCCUGUCAUCUAUACCUGGAUCAGGUAUGACCCAGCAGAGAUGCUGUGUGCGGUCUUCUGGGAGAGCAGCUACUCAGACAUGCUGGUCUACAUCCUCUGUGCUUUCUCCAUCUGCAUCUUCCUCCCAUUCCUGCUCAUUCUGCUCUGCUCCCUGCUCACCGCUGUGGGCUGCAGCAGAGAUGAUGAUGAUGAGGAAGAUCUGUCCUCUGUCACUCCACUGCUGGUGGCCGUCUACCUGCUCUGCUACACUCCCUUUGUUGUGUCUGAGCUGAUCCUCCUGGGCAGGCUGGACCUGUCUCCAGCUCCCGAUUGGCUAAGGACGCUGUCAUCCGUGAUGUCAUACCUGGACUGUGGACUGAACCCGCUCAUCUACUGCUCUAAUCAAGACUUCCGAGAGGUGGGCCUGGCCCUUCUUUGGACCAGGAGGAAGUCAUUUUCAGACCCUGUCCUAACUGGCAUAACUAAACUGAACCUUUAA
Molecule: messenger RNA, 1068 nt
Organism: Myripristis murdjan (pinecone soldierfish)
Lineage: Eukaryota; Metazoa; Chordata; Actinopteri; Holocentriformes; Holocentridae
Product: beta-1 adrenergic receptor
Exons: 9
Coding region: 1-1068 (355 amino acids)
Biological process (GO): G protein-coupled receptor signaling pathway
Cellular component (GO): membrane
Molecular function (GO): G protein-coupled receptor activity
Source: RefSeq, a predicted model, not a curated record